Molecule: messenger RNA, 1686 nt
Organism: Penicillium maclennaniae
Lineage: Eukaryota; Fungi; Ascomycota; Eurotiomycetes; Eurotiales; Aspergillaceae
Product: acyl--CoA ligase
Exons: 5
Coding region: 1-1686 (561 amino acids)
Biological process (GO): secondary metabolic process
Molecular function (GO): CoA-ligase activity
Source: RefSeq, a predicted model, not a curated record
AUGCUUUUCACCUCCAAACACCCGGAUAUUGAAUAUCCAACCGACUUGACCGUAUGGGAAUGGGCUUUCGAAGAUCCAAAGUACUCGCCUUUGUUCAACUAUCCGCCGAAUGAGAUCGCUGGCUUCGUCAAUGCUGAGACUCAUGAGCGGCUUUCCUUCUCCGCGGUGAAGGAACAUGCAACCCAUUUGUGCACAGCGUUGGUCAGAAGGUAUGGUUUGCAAGUGUCGGAUACCGUGUCCUUGUUCAGUCAGAACACAAUAUGGUAUCCGGUGGGUCUAUUUGCCAUUUUGAGAGCAGGUGGAAGAGUGAAUGGCGCAUCUCCUGCAUACACCGCAGGUGAGAUGUCGCAUGCUCUUAAGACUGCGAACUCCAAAUACAUCAUGACAGUGCCCGACUCCAUCGCUGUAUCCCUUUUGGCUGCGAAGGGGGCAGGGAUUCCCAAGGAGCAUAUAUUUCUUCUAGAAGGGGAACAUGAAGGUUUCACAACAAUGAAGCAGCUCCUACAGAUCGGCAAAGGCUAUGGCGAACAUGGACAGAGUCCCAUCUACCGUAUCCCUGCAGGACAGACAAACGACAUCUGUGGUUAUUUAAACUUCAGUAGUGGAACUACCGGCCUGCCAAAAGCAGUGAUGCUGUCUCAUCGCAAUGUGAUCGCUCAAUGUCUCCAGCUCAAAGCUGUAGCAGGGGCCGAUAGAAAAAGAUAUCUAGCCAGCCUACCGUUGUUCCACAUUAGUGGACUCGUGCGUUUUCUUCACUGGCCUAUUGCUAGUAACGAUGAAUGUGUCAUGCUUUCACAAUUCAGUAUCGAAGGAUUCCUCGACGCCAUCGUCCGAUAUCAGAUUACCGACCUUACACUCGUUCCGUCCAUUAUUAUACGACUCGUACGUGACCCCCUUGUCGGCAGGUAUGACUUGACUUGCGUUAAACGUAUCGCGUGUGGCGCUGCACCCCUGGGGUCGGAGGUCAUUCAGCAGCUCAGGGAAAAGAUGCCAUGGACAGGCUUCCGGCAAAGCUAUGGCAUGACAGAAUCAUGCUGCUGCCUUACAACCCAUCCGCCGGAGUUCUACAGUUAUGAUUAUGCCAAUAAUUCUGGCACACUGCUGGGCUCAACAGUAGUCAAGAUCAUUGAUGUGAGCACUGGCAAAGAGCUAGGUCCCAACGAAGCUGGUGAAAUUCUUGCCAAGGGCCCCCAGAUUGCUCUGGGCUACCUCGGAAACCCGAAGGAAACGGCUGAAACCUUUGACACUGAUGGUUUCCUCCGUACUGGAGACGUCGGUGUGAUCGAUGACCAAGGCUUUAUCCGUAUUGUUGAUCGGACUAAAGAGAUGAUCAAGGUCAAGGGUCUACAGGUCGCACCGGCUGAACUAGAAAAUAUCUUACUAGGCCACCCAAGUGUUGGCGACUGCGCUGUCUUAGGGAUACCUGACCCUUAUAGCGCUGAGAGACCGAAGGCUUAUGUUGUGUUGAACCCCAAUAUCGAGGCCAGUGACUUAGUCGGUAAGAGUCUGAUCCAAUAUGUGAAAGAGAAGCUAGUACGUUACAAGUGGAUCAAGGAGGUUGAGUUCAUCGCGGAGAUACCGAAGAGCCCAAGUAGUAAGAUUCUGAGAAGAGUCCUACUCGAUAAGGAGAAAGAGGGAAGCAGGGGAUACGUCGUGAGGGAUAUCUCUGAGCGGCCGAGGUUGUAA